GAGAAUCACAAUCGCAAUUUAUAUACCAAGGUGAAAAGUAUGGAAUUAAUGUUGAAAAAAACGAGAAAAUUAAGUGGAUAUUCUGAGAUUUUAUUAAACAAUUUAUUGUGGACCCUAACAACCAAAACCGUAUCAAGCAAUAAUCGGAGAAAUUUGCUCUCAAACGAACUGUUGACAAAUACAUAAUCUGACAUUUCGCAACGUCGAUGCGUUAUUUCAUUCUGAAUUACAUUAAUAUUAGUACUAUAUCAAGAUUAUCAUUAUUACGAGCAGUCACCAUGAAUACAUUUAUUUCCUUUUAAAUCUGGCUGUGGGACGAGCCUCCAGCAACAAAACACAUCAAAAUGGCUUCACAAAUCGAAAUAUCCGCACAGAUUUGUGUUUUGAAUGGAAUUACAAAAACAAAAUAUUCAGAUUCCGAUGUCGAUAUUUUACAACCUUAUGGGAACGUUGUUUGACUAUUUGCUCUUAGCUGUUCAGUUACUCACCAAUAUGAGUUCGCCAAUAUACGAGCAUUACCAUUGCGCGCCACCGCGUGGUCCAGCUAGAUCUUUGUGGAAUCGAAAGCAAAAAGAAAAAGUGGGCACGGCAGAAUCUGAAUCAUCAAAAACGUCGGAUGUGGAUCAUUGUGCUGAACCAUUGGCCACAAUGAUCUCGCUGCAAAUGAUGGCUAUGGACGUGAUCGACCAGAUCCAAGUGCAAGAGGCUUUGCACCAGUGUGCAACAUCACAAAGUUCACCAAAGCCAAAGACGACCCCCACAGCUGGCAUCGAGAUGAAGGCGUUUCCCUCCUGUGGGGCACCCACAUUCUGUUACUUCUUUAUUGACCUGCAACCCCAAUCUAUACCCCUCUGCAAAAGCAUUCAAGACAAAGACGAGUUCGACGAUGCCGCCAGCCACAGUCAAAGAUCUAACGAUAGCAAUAACAAUGCGGAUGCCGAGGCUGCUCGCCGACUGCACCGACAACGCAGUAUUUCCGAAUGCAGCGAAGACAGUUUCAUAUGCUUUGAAGAAGACGUGGAUGAGAAUGGUACAAUGACCUCGAAUGGAUGGUGCGAUGAUAAUGAUCCUGAACCUGAUGCUGACGACGACUACGAUGAUGAUGAUGACGACGAUGACACUACCGACGAGGUGUGUGAUUGUGACGACAUCAGUACGAAGUCCCCCAAAAAGGUCCGCUUUAAUUUGGUACCCGAUGUACAUGUAAUGCGUACGUGGAACUUUGCAUAUCGGGCUGCUCGAAAGGGUGAUUGGCAAGUCUAUUCCCGUGACCGUGACAGAUUUCAACAAAGAAUAAAUCGUGUGGCGCCCAUAUUAAGUACCGUUUUGAGUUCGAACCAUAGAGAAAAAGUCUACAAUGAACGUUUUUCAAUGUAAAUUAGUCUAUGUAUUUCCAUUUCCCCCUUAAUGAAGCCUUUUGAUGUACACAUUAAACUAGUAUGAUUAUUUGAAAUUAAAUUCGGCACAAUAUCUUUGUGUUAUAUAA
This is a messenger RNA of Drosophila willistoni, 1486 nucleotides long. RefSeq lists its product as uncharacterized. The record is from RefSeq and is a predicted model, not a curated record. Bases 388 to 1377 code for a protein of 329 amino acids. NCBI's taxonomy places the organism in Eukaryota, Metazoa, Arthropoda, Insecta, Diptera, Drosophilidae. Gene Ontology annotation, molecular function: protein phosphatase regulator activity. Gene Ontology annotation, cellular component: protein phosphatase type 1 complex; endoplasmic reticulum. Gene Ontology annotation, biological process: response to endoplasmic reticulum stress. The transcript is spliced from 2 exons.